AUGAGAGAAUGCAUUGAUGAGAGCCAUGAGUCAACGAGAGAAUGCUUUGAUGUGAGUCAUGAGUCAGUGAAUGAAUGCUUUGAUGAGAGCCAUGAGUCAAUAAGUGAAUAUUUUGAUGAGAACAAUGAGUCAAUGAGUGAAAACGUUGAUAAGAAUCAUGAGUCAAUGAGUGAAUGCAUUGAUGAGAGCCAUGAGUCAAUGAGGGAAUGCAUUGAUUUGAGCCAUGAGUCAAUGAGUGAAUGCAUUGAUGAGAGCCAUGAGUCAAUGAGUGAAUGCAUUGAUGAGAGCCAUGAGUCAAUAAGAGAAUGUGUUGAUGAGAGCCAUGAGUCAAUGAGUGAAUGCAUUGACGAGAGCCAUGAGUCAAUGAGGGAAUGCAUUGAUUUGACCCAUGAGUCAAUAAGAGAAUGCAUUGAUGAGAGCCAUGAGUCAAUGAGAGAAUGCGUUGAUGAGAGCCAUGAGUCAAUGAGAGAAUGCGUUGAUGAGAGCCAUGAGUCGAUGAGUAAAAACGUUGAUGAGAGCCAUGAGUCAAUGAGAGAAUGCAUUGAUGAGAGCCAUGAGUCAAUGAGAGAGUGCAUUGAUGAGAGCCAUGAGUCAGUGAGUGAAUGCUUUGAUGAGAGCCAUGAGUCAAUGAGAGAAUGCUUUGAUGAGACCCAUGAGGCAAUGAGAGAAUGCAUUGAUGAGAGCCAUGAGUCAAUGAGAGAAUGCGUUGAUGAGAAGCCAUGCCCCGCCAAUGAGUGUGAUGCGUGA
Molecule: messenger RNA, 747 nt
Organism: Macrobrachium nipponense
Lineage: Eukaryota; Metazoa; Arthropoda; Malacostraca; Decapoda; Palaemonidae
Product: fibronectin-binding protein PlpA-like
Exons: 1
Coding region: 1-747 (248 amino acids)
Source: RefSeq, a predicted model, not a curated record